AUGGCAGACAAUGAGAAAGCUUUUGCGGACUUCAAGUUCUACCACUACGACCCCAGUCUCGCAGCCAACAUUGUCUUUAUUGUGCUCUUCGCCAUUGUCGCAAUCGGCCAUGUAUGGUUGCUCGUGCACAAGAGGGUUUGGUACUUUAUUCCCUUCGUCAUCGGGUGUAUCUUCGAAGCGGUCGGAUACGUCGGUCGAGCCAUUUCCGCGACGGAAACGCCAAAAUGGACGCUAAAGCCCUACAUCAUCCAAACCCUCCUCAUCCUCCUCGGCCCGGCCCUGCUCGCUGCCUCCAUCUACAUGAUCCUCGCCCGGCUAAUCCGGCUGCUUGGUGCCGAAAAGUACGCCCUAAUCCGGCCGAAUUGGAUGACCAAGGUAUUCGUCACUGGCGAUGUCCUUUCCUUCUUUGCACAAGGUGGUGGCGGCGGCCUCAUGGCCCAGGCAAAGUCGAAACAGGACCAACAGCGCGGCGAGUACAUCAUCCUCGGCGGCCUGGCCAUCCAAGUCCUCUUCUUCGGCUUCUUCAUGGUGACCGCCGUCGCCUUCCACGUGCGCAUCAGCAGCAACCCAACUCCCAAAUCAUACUCAGUCACGGGGCCCUGGCGGCAGCACGUCGUGGCGCUCUACAUAUCCAGUGUCCUGAUCAUGGUCCGGUCCGUGUUUCGCAUGAUCGAGUUCGGCAUGGGCAGCGACAGCGUGCUCAUGUCCAACGAGGCGUACCUUCUCGCUCUAGACGGCGCGCUGAUGUUUAUCGUCGCCGUCGUGUUCCUGUGGAGCCACCCUUCCCGCGCGCUCAGGGGUUACAAGGACAGCAGCAUGCUGCCGGUGGACAGCGUGGAGAGCGGGCGCAACACGGCCGAGAGCCUGCAGAUGCUGUCGGUGCAUCUUCCCCAGACGGUGCAGGUUCCGUCGUCUCAGCAGAGCAAGUAUGAGAGCGACAGCUCCGUGGCACCCGGGACGACGGGGCCCCGGACUGGGUAUGGGUACGAGAUGCCGGCGGGCAGGUACUCGAACUCGUAUGGGGGGUGA
Parathielavia appendiculata is the source of this 1029-nucleotide messenger RNA. RefSeq names its product RTA1-domain-containing protein. The record is from RefSeq and is a predicted model, not a curated record. The coding region runs from base 1 to 1029 and encodes 342 amino acids. Lineage: Eukaryota; Fungi; Ascomycota; Sordariomycetes; Sordariales; Chaetomiaceae. Gene Ontology annotation, cellular component: membrane. The transcript has 3 exons.